Sinocyclocheilus anshuiensis is the source of this 1806-nucleotide messenger RNA. Its product is annotated as protein YIPF1-like. The coding region runs from base 345 to 1256 and encodes 303 amino acids. Gene Ontology annotation, molecular function: small GTPase binding. The record is from RefSeq and is a predicted model, not a curated record. Gene Ontology annotation, biological process: vesicle-mediated transport. Gene Ontology annotation, cellular component: membrane; Golgi apparatus. The transcript is spliced from 9 exons. NCBI's taxonomy places the organism in Eukaryota, Metazoa, Chordata, Actinopteri, Cypriniformes, Cyprinidae.
GGCUUUGUUCCGGUCACGUGAUUGUGCUUUGACUCACUGGAACCCUGCAGGUGACGUGGAAUAUGGGGACAAAAACGAUAAAUCCUGCGUAUUAAGACGGUAUCAAAUCUAUUCUAGCUACAGUCGAAUCGGCUAAUGAUUUUUUAAGCCUCAGUUAAUAAAAAGGCACUAUUAAAUACAAUCCGGGCUGACGAAACAAUUGUUUUUGUGCCUGCUUGCUCGAAGCAAGCUUGAUUGUUAAAGUUGCCAGAAGGAGUCAGGAUUGGUGUAAAUUACCGAAGGAUUACCUAGCAGCCAGAUAGUAUUCUUAUGAGAACUCCCUAGGAAUCCUGUAAUCUCCAGUCAUGGCUAGUCCACAUGAAUUAACGUUUCAGGAGUUUGAGGAAGCCGCCGAUCUGCUGUCUUCAAAUCCUGGAGCCUCAACCCUCAGCAUCUCCAGCCCCGGCGCAGCAGCCCCCUCAGAUGUCAAAGUUGAUCUGUCGGAAGAUGAAGACGAUCAGCAAGAGAGUUCAGAGUUGCUUGGAGGUGAAAAACAAACUGGUGGUUUUUGGACGUUUGAAUACUAUCAGUCAUUCUUCAACGUAGAUACAAUGCAGGUGCUGGAUAGGAUAAAGGGCUCAGUCAUACCUUUGCCAGGACGGAAUUUCGUCAAACACCACAUUCGAAAUAACCCUGAUCUCUAUGGUCCUUUCUGGAUCUGUGUGACUCUAGUGUUCUCAGUGGCCAUCAGUGGAGACCUCUACACAUUUCUGUUCAAUAUGGGAGACCCAGGGCAUCACUACAGACCUCAAUUCAACAGAGUCUCGAUUGCAGCCGUCACUGUGUUCCUCUAUGCAUGGCUGGUGCCUCUAGGAGUUUGGGGCUUCCUAAUGUGGCGUCAAAGUGUUGAGAGUCACAUCAGCAGUUACACGUUUUUAGAGACUGUGUGUGUCUACGGUUACUCUCUGUUCAUUUAUAUCCCUACCUCGAUUUUAUGGACAAUUUCCGUUUACUGGCUCGAGUGGCUAUUGAUUGUCAUUGCCAUGGUGAUCUCUGGCUCAGUGUUGGUAAUGGCAUUCUGGCCGGCUAUCCGCGAUGACACAAAACUAACGGCAUUUGCUACCAUGGCGGUAAUAGUGUCACUUCAUGCCCUUCUGGCUGUUGGCUUUAAGCUCUACUUCUUCCAAACGCCAACACACACAGGAUCAUCGCACUCCGGACAACAGACUACCCCAGCCGCAAAUCAUACAACACUUACCGUGGGAAAGCAUCAAUGACCAACUGAAUGGGAACCUAGGAGUCUUUAUAUUCAAGGGACAUGGAAAAUGUGUAAUAUGAUAAACGAGCAACAGAGGAGUUCAGAUUAGUGUGCUGAUUGAUGCACACAAGCAUUCCCAGCAAACACAUUGAAAGUGUUUCCAGUUUGUAACUAACUCAGCAGAUAAGUAACCUCCCUCAGAUCACAAGUAAAAUCACAAUGAUUUACUGAUGACUUUAGUUUGUACUAUUUUUCUUUAAUACGUAAAGUGACCUACUUAUUAUUUUCCUCAAGUGUCAUGGUCACUUAUGUCCAUCUAUUACCUAUAAUUUAAGAGGUUUUGCCCAUUUUUGUUUCUUUCAGUCAAAAUAGAGUAAUUUAUAAGGGUGGUCUUGUAUUACUGUGAACUGCUUUGAGGUUUGCCUCAUAACCCCUGACUGCUUUCUUUCCUUUUAGGCUACUUUCUCUCGUUAUUCUGUAAUUUGAGAGGAAGUACCUGUAUUAAGUAUUUAAUGUUGCUUUCCUGGACAGCUCGACACUGUGGAUUAAAAUCAUUCUUGUCAGGGUCA